Messenger RNA from Cooperia oncophora, 630 nucleotides. Lineage: Eukaryota; Metazoa; Nematoda; Chromadorea; Rhabditida; Trichostrongylidae. The record is from the annotation of a GenBank genome assembly.
AUGACGGCUGUGCAUACGGUCUCCUAUGCCCGGCCAAGUAAUGAAAACAUCAAAGGCUCAAAUCUUUAUGUGUCCGGUAUUCCAAAGUCAAUGACAUUAACCGAAUUGGAAGCGAUUUUUCGGCCAUUUGGACAAAUCAUCACAUCGCGGAUCCUCUCAGACAAUGUCACGGGACUGUCGAAAGGUGUUGGCUUUGUUCGAUUCGACAAGAAGGAAGAGGCUGAGCUCGCCAUACAAACUUUGAAUGGCACUAUACCAGCCGGUUGUGUGGACCAAAUUACGGUGAAAUUCGCUAAUAAUCCUGCCAGUAGCAGCGCCAAAACGGCUCUACAAGAGCUCGAGGCAGCUCAACAAGUAGCAGCUUCUAAUCUAGUACCGCUUUCAUUAUUGGGAGCAGCCGCACCCCUUCGAUCCGCUAUCGGACCGAUACAUCAUGCUCCUCUCACCGCAAAAUAUAGGUACUCUCCUCUUGCACAUACAAUACCCUGCGGUGCCGCUCCUGCCAUAACGGCUCAGACCACAGCUGAUUAUCUCACGACCAUGCUGCAAAUGAGCCAAAUGAACGCACUGGCAGGUGAUUUUCUGAUCUCUUCCUUCAUAUUUUUUGUAUGUUGCACAAAUCGUAGUUAG